This is a messenger RNA of Hymenoscyphus albidus, 1918 nucleotides long. The record is from the annotation of a GenBank genome assembly. Lineage: Eukaryota; Fungi; Ascomycota; Leotiomycetes; Helotiales; Helotiaceae.
AAAAAAUCCACAAAACAUACACUCCUCCUAAGGUGACCCAAACCACCCCCCUCACAUUCUCUACCUCCCUCAUACAUAAAUCUUUUUCCUGCGCACAUCUCUUUUCCCGGUCUUCAAGGACCAAACACACCUACAUCAAUAAUGAGUCUCUUCGGCAACAAGAACUGCGCCAUCAAGCCUCGUCCCGCCAUCACGCGCAUCAUCUCCCAACCCGUCGCGAAGAAACCUGCCUCGACCCCUCUCCCCUCCAAAACCAAGUCGCAAAAUACCGUCCAUCGAGGUCGCGACUCGACAUCCAUAGCAAGGAGCUCACCCUCUGGGUCCUCAGCUUCAGCACACCGAUCUAGAACUAGUACGCCCGCAGGUGGUGAGCGACAAACAGACGCUUCCAAACUCCAUCCUCGACCCAAACGUCCGAAACUGCAACGUGCCUCGCCCAGUCAUCAACCUAUCUUCGAUUCGGAUGACGAUGACGAGGCGAGCUCCUCAGAUGAUGCAGCGUCCCAUAAGCGUCGCAAGAUGGGGGGUGUUCAGACGGUUGUAGAUUCGAAGCGCUCUCUGCGAUCGCGAAAGGCAUUUUCGAACCAGGAUGGAGGUUUAUUCCCUAUGAUUCAUGCUGCAGAUUUAGUCGCGCCGCUGUCGAGAAGUAAUCCGAAUCCGUCGCAGGGAAAUUUCACGGUCAAGUUGAAAUAUCCAAGUGCUUCUCAGCGGGAGAGGUAUUUGCCAAGUCCUGGUCGCAUAUCAAUUUCCAGGCAGAUGACUAAUUUGUUGAUGAUGUAGGUACGAUUUGCAAGGCGGGAAGGAUGUCAUAAACUCCAUUCAAGAGAUUAUUGAUGUUGCUAGUAUAGUUACGGAUUUUUACAUGACCGAGAAACAAGCGGAACCCUUUCGCGACCCGAAUAAUGGCUACAUCCGACAACUCGAGAAAGCAAGAAACAAUUUGACGAACAAGAAGAAAGGGGACGGAAGACCAGAUGUGGAGACUCUAUUGAAUGACUUCAAAACUGCGGUCAGAAAUUACAACGUGGCUAUUGAUAAGCUAAGAACAGACGGAUCCGUGGAAAAGAAUCUCGACGAUAAACACCACCUCCCUUUCAAAAUGGUUCGGAUGAUUACUACUCAAGCAUAUGAUCGUACCGUGUCACCUCGUGUUGACGAUCUGAAGAAAUAUGAAGCCGGAAGCAACAAUGUUUAUGGCGAGCUGAGACCCAAAUUGGUUUCUGAAAUCUUGGGGGAAGCUGAUCUAAAGUCUGAUCAUGUCUUUGUAGAUCUCGGUUCAGGAGUCGGAAACGUGGUAUUGCAAGCGGCUCUGGAAUUCGGUUGUGAAAGCUGGGGUUGUGAAAUGAUGGUCAACGCUUACACGCUGGCGGACGCCUACAAGAAAGAAUUCACCGCUCGCUGUCGCCUAUGGGGGAUUGCUCCUGGAAGUGUACGCCUUGAACAUGGAGAUUUCUUGGAAAACGCCAAGAUUCAUUCUGCACUCGAACGUGCGGAUGUGAUCUUGGUCAACAACCAAGUCUUCUCUUCCGAUCUUAACAGAGCACUCGUUGAUCUCUUUCUGGAUCUGAAAGAUGGCUGCAAGAUCAUUUCCCUCAAGCCGUUCGUACCAAAAGACCAUGAAAUUACGACCCGAAAUAUCAACGAUGCUGUGAACAAUCUCAAGGUCAUCAAGAAAGGCGCAUAUUCUGGACAAGGCGAUGCGGUAAGCUGGAGUGGUGGAGGUGGCGAUUACUUCAUCACUGUGAAGGAUGCCGCGCAUAUGAGGGAAUAUGCUGAAGCGCUAGGCAUAUGAGAGGGCUAGUUGGAUAUACCAAACAACUGGUCUAGGCGGACUGUAUUAUGAAGAGUUUAUGAGGGUAUGAUCAGCGUGGAUUUUAGAGAUUAUGAUACACUUACAGAGCGAGCGGCUGAGCGGACA